Oikopleura dioica is the source of this 993-nucleotide messenger RNA. NCBI's taxonomy places the organism in Eukaryota, Metazoa, Chordata, Appendicularia, Copelata, Oikopleuridae. The record is from the annotation of a GenBank genome assembly.
AUGGCCGCUCCGACAGCGCAUGGACACGCCAGAAAAGUCGGCCAGUUCUACUCGAACGUCCGCCAAGAAGGAAUCGAGCGACGUCAAACACAAAGAAUCAUCCGCAUGCGAAAUUUUAACAAUUUCAUGAAGUCGAUAUUGUUCAAUACUUACGUCAAACAGGGAGAUGCUUGCCUGGACUUAGCAUCCGGAAAAGGGGGAGAUUUGAAUAAAUGGAAAAUACAGCGGGCUCAGCAUGUGGUUUUUGUGGACGUCGCGGCGGAGUCUGUUGAGCAAUCAAAAGAAAGAUAUCAAAGUCGCCAUUCGAAGAGCUUCUCCGCCAGUUUUCACCAGGCUGAUUUGACCAGAGCUUCGUACGAUAAAUGGAGUCCUCCGUUGCGAGAUGGGAUUGAGUUCGACUGUGUUUCUUGUCAAUUCGCUUUACAUUACUGCUUUGAGUCCGAGAACCAGUGCCGUCAAUUCAUAAAGAAUGCCUCCAAAAAGAUGAAAAUAGGUGCUGUAUUUUUUGGAACUACGCCUUGGUCGGAAGAGAUCAUGCGAAGAUACCGGCGUGCUAAAAAAGUGGACAGGAAGGAAGAAUUCGGGAAUUCAGUUUACAAAGUAGCUUUUGCCAGAGGAGCUCGAGACCCGCCGCCAAUUUUCGGGGCGACCUAUCAUUUUCAACUCGAGGAGCAAGUCAAUGUAGAGGAAUUUCUCGUCUUUCAGCCUGUUUUCGAAGACAUCUGCAAAGAAUACGGCCUCGAGUUGGUCAUGCGAAAGUCGUUUAAAAGAUUCUUCGAAGAGAAUCGAGAAAAUAAUAUGGACCUGCUCUACAGAAUGGAUGCCCUUGAAACAGUCACGGAAAACGGACCGAGAGAAGCACGACGAGGACUAACGUACGCCCAUGCAGAAGACGUAUGCGAUAAUUCUACUUAUCAAGUUGGCUCACUUUCCAGACAGGAAUGGGAAUGUGCCUCUCUCUACGUCGUUUUUGCAUUCAAGAAAGUCAGAUGA